This is a messenger RNA of Nematolebias whitei (Rio pearlfish), 3916 nucleotides long. RefSeq names its product RNA polymerase I subunit B (gene polr1b). Gene Ontology annotation, cellular component: RNA polymerase I complex; nucleus. Gene Ontology annotation, biological process: DNA-templated transcription. The coding region runs from base 18 to 3422 and encodes 1134 amino acids. The transcript has 15 exons. Gene Ontology annotation, molecular function: DNA-directed RNA polymerase activity; DNA binding; ribonucleoside binding. NCBI's taxonomy places the organism in Eukaryota, Metazoa, Chordata, Actinopteri, Cyprinodontiformes, Rivulidae. The record is from RefSeq and is a predicted model, not a curated record.
CCGGGAGGACAGCAAACAUGGACUUUUCAGAGAAGUGGAGUCGUUUACCAGCCGGACCGAGCCUGAAGAACCUGACGGACGGAGGGUUCGGUAAACUGCAGGACAAGCAGCACCCGGCGGUCCAGGACCUGACCAAAGCCCACCUGGAGUCCUUCGACCAGGCGGUCACUGACGGUCUCAGCCGGGUCGUGCAGGCCAUCCCUCCUCUAGAGUUCCUGUCUAAAAGCGACCAGGUGAGCCUGUCCUUCGUGGACGCCACCAUCCACAGCCCAGCUGUGGGGAAGGGCAGCAUCUGCUCUGAGAUGAAGGUGUUUCCUGCCGAGUGUCGAGGGCGGAGGUGCACCUACAGAGGGAAGCUGGUGGCAGACGUCAGCUGGUCGAUCAACGGGGUUCCUAAAGGCAUCAUCAAGCAGAGCCUGGGUCAGCUGCCGGUCAUGGUCAAGUCCCAGCUGUGCAACCUGCACGGCAUGUCCCCCCAGGAGCUCGUCCGGCAUCACGAAGAAGCUGAGGAAAUGGGAGGUUACUUCAUCGUGAACGGGAUAGAGAAGGUGAUCAGGAUGCUGAUCAUGCCCAGGAGGAAUUAUCCCAUCGCCAUGUCCCGACCCAAGUGGAAGAGCCGGGGUCAGGGCUACACUCAGUACGGUAUUUCCAUGCGUUGUGUGAGGGAGGAGCACACGGCAAUCAACAUGAACCUUCAUUACCUGGAAAACGGGACGGUGAUGAUGAACUUCAUCUACCAGAAGGAGCUCUUCUUCCUCCCUUUAGGCUUUGCACUGAAGGCUCUGGUGGACUUCACAGACUUCCAGAUCUACCAGGAGCUGAUCAAAGGCCGCGAGGACAAUUCUUUCUAUAAGACCUGCGUGUCGGAGAUGCUGCGCCUCGUGGCGGAGGAGGGCUGCACGACCCGCAGCAAGGUGCUGGAGUACCUGGGGGAGCACUUCAGGAUCAAGUUGAACCUGCCUGAGUGGUACACGAACGAGCAGUGCGCCAGCGUCCUCCUGAACGAAUGCAUCUGUAUCCACCUGAAGUCCGACUCGGAUAAGUUCUACCUGCUUUGUCUCAUGACCCGGAAGCUCUUCAGCUACGCCAAGCAGGAGUGCAUGGAGGAGAACCCCGACAGCAUCACGUGUCAUGAAGUGCUGACCCCGGGUCAGCUCUACCUCAUGUUCCUGAAGGAGCGCCUGACGGCGUGGCUGGUGUCCGUGAAGCUGUCCUUCAACAAACGAGGAUCCAAAGUGACUGGCAGCUGGAGCACAGAGAACAUGAUAAGGAUGCUGAACCUGGGCUCAGACGUGACCAAAUCUUUCGAAUACCUGCUGGCCACCGGAAACCUCCACUCCAAGACCGGUCUCGGGAUGCUGCAGAGCAGCGGUCUGUGCGUUGUUGCAGACAAACUGAACUUCAUCCGGUACCUUUCCCAUUUCCGCUGCGUGCACCGAGGAGCCUCCUUCGCCAAGAUGAGGACCACCUCCGUCCGGAAGCUGCUGCCCGAGUCCUGGGGCUUCCUGUGUCCCGUUCACACUCCGGACGGAGAGCCGUGCGGACUCAUGAACCACAUGACCGCCAGCUGCGAGAUAGUUGCACCCACCGCCUUCACUACGUCCCUGCCGGCUCUGCUCUGCGCCCUCGGUGUGACCCCGGUGGACGGAUCCCCCGGUCGAGCCUUUUCUGAGUGCUACCCUGUGGUUCUGGACGGCGCCGUUGUCGGCUGGGUGGAGAGCGAUUUGGCUCCAACGGUGGUUGACUCGCUGCGCAGGUUCAAGGUGCUCGGGGAAAAGAAAAUUCCUCCGUGGACGGAGAUCGUGCUUGUUCCCAGAACGGGCAAAGCCAGCUUGUAUCCGGGCCUGUUCCUGUUCACGACGCCGUGCCGGAUGAUGCGACCCGUUCAGAACUUGGCCCACGGCAAACAGGAGCUGAUCGGCACCUUCGAACAGCUCUACAUGAACGUGGGGAUCAUGGCGGGUGAGGUCGAAGCCGGCGUGACCUCGCACCAGGAGCUGUUCCCUCACAGCAUGCUCAGUGUGGUGGCCAACUUCAUCCCCUACUCGGACCACAACCAGAGCCCCAGAAACAUGUACCAGUGCCAGAUGGGUAAGCAGACGAUGGGGUUUCCUCUGCACUCGUUCAAGGAUCGCUCCGAUAACAAGCUGUACCGGCUCCAGACCCCCCAGAGUCCGCUGGUCAGGCCCUACAUGUACGACCAUUACAACUUGGACAACUACCCCAGCGGCACCAAUGCCAUCGUGGCCGUCAUCUCCUACACCGGCUACGACAUGGAAGACGCCAUGAUCGUGAACAAGUCAUCGUGGGAAAGAGGUUUUGCCCAUGGAAGCAUCUACAAGACCGAGUUGGUGGACUUGGCGGACAAGGUGAGAGGAGAGGACUGCGUGGUGUUUGGGACUAAGGCCGGAGACCCGAAGGUGGACGGGAAACUGGAUUCUGACGGACUGCCUCACAUCGGAUCGGUGCUUCAAUACGGAGACCCGUUCUACGGCUACAUCAACCUGAACACGGGCCAAACCCAAGUCAGCUACUACAAGAGCCAGGAGGCCUGUGUUGUCGACAACGUAAAGAUCUGCAGCAACGACUCGGGAUCAGGCAGUUUGAAACGCGUCUGCAUCACGGUUCGGGUGCCACGAAACCCCACCAUCGGCGACAAGUUUGCCAGCCGCCACGGUCAGAAGGGCAUCCUGAGCCGCCUCUGGCCGGCGGAGGACAUGCCGUUCACGGAGAGCGGCAUGUCUCCGGACAUCCUCUUCAACCCCCACGGCUUCCCCUCCCGGAUGACGAUCGGGAUGCUGAUCGAGAGCAUGGCGGGAAAGUCCGCCGCCCUGCACGGCCUGAGCCACGACGCCACGCCUUUCACCUUCUCUGAGGAGAGCUCGGCGCUCGAGUACUUUGGUAAAAUGCUCCGAGCCGGCGGCUACAACUACUAUGGGACGGAGCGGCUCUACAGCGGGCUGAGUGGCCAGGAGCUGGAGGCGGACAUCUUCAUCGGCGUCGUCUACUACCAGCGGCUGCGCCACAUGGUCUCCGACAAGUUCCAGGUGCGAACCACCGGAGUGCGAGACAAGGUGACCAACCAGCCCAUGGGCGGCAGGAACAUCCAGGGAGGCAUUCGUUUUGGGGAGAUGGAGCGAGACGCCCUGCUGGCCCACGGCUCUUCGUUCCUGCUCCACGACCGCCUGUUCAACUGUUCCGACCGCUCGGUGGCUCAAGUGUGCGUGGACUGCGGCAGCCUUCUGUCCCCGCUGCUGGAGAAACCGCCCCCCUACUGGUCGGCCAUGCGCCACCGGAAGACCACGUGCACUCUGUGCGGCAAGAGCGACUCCAUCGUCUCGGUGUCCGUCCCGUACGUCUUUCGCUACUUUGUGGCCGAGCUCGCGGCGAUGAACAUCAAAGUCAAGUUGGACGUUAAGUGAAGUUUUCCAGGAGGGCAGAGGUCGUGACAGAAAACAAGACUCACCCGAAGGGCUCGUCUGUCGUGGAUUUACUCGCCCGCCAAGACGUCGGCGCGUUUGGUGUCGAAUUAAAAGAAAAAAAUUGAAAAGCUUAUAUUUGUAUUAGAGGUCGACCCAGAGCAGUUCGUCUUCGGCUGAUCUUUGGAAGUCUUUGUCUUCGGCUGAUCUUCGUCUUCGGCUGAUCUUUGGAAGUCUUUGUCUUCGGCUGAUCUUCGUCUUCGGCUGAUCUUUGGAAGUCUUUGUCUUAGGCUGAUCUUUGGAAGUCUUUGUCUUCGGCUGAUCUUUGGAAGUCAUGGCAACAAAUGGAAGAUUUACAAACCGAUUAUUUUGUAAUUCCAUUUUUAGGUCACUGUGUUUUUAAUUUACUAAAAUAUAACCAUAGUUGUCGAACUCGGGUAAAUGUGUAUUUACCAACACUUAAGAGCUUGUACAUUUAAAAAGUUUAAAAAAAAAAA